Scylla paramamosain (green mud crab) is the source of this 8914-nucleotide messenger RNA. It is a transcript of the gene Syn1, whose product is annotated as beta-1-syntrophin-like. The transcript is spliced from 9 exons. The record is from RefSeq and is a predicted model, not a curated record. Gene Ontology annotation, cellular component: dystrophin-associated glycoprotein complex; intracellular anatomical structure. NCBI's taxonomy places the organism in Eukaryota, Metazoa, Arthropoda, Malacostraca, Decapoda, Portunidae. Gene Ontology annotation, molecular function: structural molecule activity; protein binding. The coding region runs from base 323 to 1816 and encodes 497 amino acids.
ACUCACUGAGAUAAAUGGCUAGUGAGGAUAAUACACGGGGAUUCACCUCGUCCCGUGCUUGUUUCCCCGUGUUUUAAUCCCAGGGUGUGGAGGGGGGAGGGGAAAUCAGAGGUGGAAGAAGGAAUGAGGCAACAGUUGGCUGGGUGGUGAGGGCGGUGGUGGUGGUGGUGGAUAGCAGCUCCUGGCCUCCACUUACACGCCAGCCACUCAGUUCACGAUAAGGAAAUGUGCAUACCUUACCAGCUACCCCAGUUACCGUCACACUGAAGCUGAGAGUUACCCUGAGUGAGGAAGAGAACUGGUGAUGUGAGGCAGCGGCGCCAUGGGAGAGAAGGUGGGCAACGCUGAGGUGCUGGUGGGGGGGUCAGGCGGCACCUGGCACCAAGCUCGGCUGACCCUGGAGGGUGACUUGCUCUUCGUGACCCUCACUGACCUCGAUGACCUGAGUGCCGUACAGGGCUCGGAUGGGGAGGGCGGUCCCACAGAGGUGCCAGAGCCAAUCGCCAGCCAGAAACGAGUCGUCCAGAUCUGCAAGUCUGACAACAAUGGCCUGGGCAUCUCCAUCAAGGGUGGACGGGAAAACAAAAUGCCAAUCCUCAUAUCCAAGAUUUUCAAGGGCAUGGCAGCUGAUAUGACGGAGAAUCUGUAUGUUGGAGAUGCAAUCCUCUCAGUGAAUGGGGAGGACCUGAAGGAGGCAACACAUGAUGAGGCAGUGAGGGCACUGAAGAGAGCCGGCAAGGUGGUAACACUGGAAGUGGUCCCCUCCUUCUAUAUUACAGUCAAGUAUCUACGAGAGGUGACCCCCUAUUUCCGCAAGGCCUCGGUAAUGGCCGAUAUCGGGUGGGAGCUUCAGUCUGGAUUUUUAGGGGCUGAGAAUGGGUUUUUGGCCAGCGACGAGGAGAGGCGGUCGCCCGUCAUGACCAAUGGGCCAGACACACGCUCGGUCCCGCUGCUCUUCUGCCACCUCACCAGGAACUUCAAGUGUGAUGAGAGCAACAGCCUGGAGCUCCACUCACCGGACCGGCUGCACAGUCUGGUGUUGCGAUGUCCCCUGGAGGCUGAUGUGGUGAGCUGGUACAAUGCCCUGCACUCCACGCUGGACCGUCUCACCUCAGCUGCCCUCGCCCAUGCCAACAGGGUGCUUGGCGAUGUGCUGGACAAGGCCACCAUUCACCACAUUGGCUGGCUCAAGCUUAAGCUGGACCAGGGCAAGGAUGAGUGGGAGCCCCAGUUCUGUGCUGUGACAGAUCACGACAUGAUACUGUUCCAAGAGGUGCCAUGGACCAAGGAAGCCUGGGCCAACCCCCUCGUCUUCUACCCUCUGCUGGCCACUCGGAUUGUGAACUCGUCCCAGAAGGGGUCCCUGGGCGGCAGCGAGCCCAUCACCAUGACCAUGAGGUGUGGUACUCAGGAGGGCGUGUCCACCAGUGUGUUCCAGCAUGAUACUCACCGGGACUUGGCCACCUGGGUGAAGGUCCUCGUCCAUGGGGCACACACAGCUGUACAGAGGCAGAAGGAGGUGGCUUGCUACUGUGAGUGGCGUGGCGUUGAGGCGAAGCUUGUGCUGCACCACGAGGAAGGUUUUACCCUGCUGGCGACACAUGAGGGGGCAGGCAGUGGCCGGGGCAGGGUGUUGUGGUCACAGCCAUUCCACAAGCUGGUCAUGAGCUCAGAUGAUGGGGCUCGACUCAUCUGGCUACGCUUUGAUGGGGACAUGGAAGUGGAACUGGACCUGAAAACCAACCCCAAGCCAUUUGUGUUCAUCCUGCACACGUUCCUGUCGGCCAAGGUGCACCAGCAGACCCUCACCUCAUGACACAGAGUGGAGCCGCCCGCCGCAGCCAAGACGGUGGGGCCGCUGCUGCCCAGGAAAGCUGGGAACCCAGACCAUCCUGUCAAGGCCAAGCCCACCAGCCUCACCAACCUGACCAAAGUCCCUCGACCUGGCCCGCCCCUCGUGCCCCCCAGACCGUCCGCUCAUGGCGAGGGGCGUCCGCUGAGCCAGUCUGAGCCACGGCUGCCCCUCAGGAUCAGAGGGCAGCCUGAGACAUCGAAGCCUGGACCAGCAGCAGCAGCAGCUGCAGCAGCAGCAGCAGCAGCGGCAGCAGCAGGACCAGGAGGAGCAACAGCAGCAGCAGCAGCAGGAGGCAAACCCAGCUGGGAUGCAAGCUAGGAGGCCAUUCCCAGUAUCAGAAUUGGAGAAGCAGCACCUAGUGUGUCUGGGAGUGGAGAGUGCGGGUUGGAGGUGUGUUGAGAUGGCAGCUGGUUUUCCCCCUAAUAUUAGUGACCACUUCCUACUGUGACCCUGUCCUCCACCCUGUGUGGCAUGGCGAGGGGCAGGGAGUGCUGGCCUGGUGCCCAUGAGAGCCAGGCGUUCUCCUUCCCUCCAUACUGUGGGGUCCACCUGGUGAGUGGCUGAGGAAUACAAGGGAGGAGGCAGAGAGAGUGCCACAGUGCCAGGAUGCUCCAUUACCAUGCAAGACUUGAGUGCACCCUCUCCCUCCUCUUCUCUGGGCACGCUAACUCAGGAAGCAGGAGCUGGUGAGUCUGUUUGGUCUUUGUCACCUUGCUGGCUGCCCUGGCUCACCUCUCGGCUCCCAGUAUAAGAUGGACAACACUACUAUUAUUCAGCCUGAAAUAAGAUUAUUGGUGUUUGCAAGGUGCAAAUGUUACAGAGCCAAGAAAAUAAUUGUGUGAGAAAACAUUAUGUACAGAUUUUUAUUUUUUAUUUUUCCUGCAUUGAUCCCUUCUCUGUGUCCAGGGGAGGGAGGCAGCAGGGAGUUCUUGCCCAAGUGCUUUAGAGUUGUUGUGUUUCCCUUGUGUGGUGUUUUGGGAGUCCUCGUCACGUGGAGCCUAAUUUCGAGUUUGUAAUAUUACGUAUGUUCGUAACGAUGGGACCGACACACAGGUUUAUUUUUGUUGUGGGUGAGUUUCAGUGCAAGUCCAAUUCGUUGUUUGUGACGAAGUUAUUGAGUUUAGCUUUAGGUCCAUGAGUCAUGAAGUGUUUCAGUAAACAGAACAUAACGAACAUAAGAGGCUUUAGUCCAGAACAGAUGCAAGGGAUGCUUGUGACACGUCUUGCUUGCUUGCCUGCCUCUGUAGCAGGCAGGUUUGUUUCGUGUUUGCCAGUCCUUAAUGGGUGCAUCACUCCACUCUCUGCUACUGAGGUGUUCUCCUCAACAUGAACCAAGCAAACCAAGAUGAAUGUUGUGCAUCUUUGUGUUUGUUUCCCUGAGGCUGAGCAAACCGUCGGUUUCCCCCAGACUGCAAGCUGUAGUGAGUGUUGUGACAUUAUCAAGCAUGUGAAUUGUGAUGAAGACCCUUAAUUUCGCCCUGUCACAUUUGCUCUGUCCAGGCAGGUGCUACAAUGUCAGUCCAGGGGUGUGAGGGUGUGUGUGGUGCGUGUGUGUGUGUGUGUGUGUGUGUGUGUGUGUGUGUGUGUGUGUGUGCGUGUGCGUGUGCGUGUGUGUGUGUGUGUGGUGAUGGUGCAGAGUGUCAUGCGCUGAUGUGUGUGUGUGCUCACUAAAGGAAAAAGAGGAACUGUAAAUAAUACAAGAUCAAAAGUUGUCUGUGCAGCUUUCAUAAUGCACAGCAAAUUAUUGCAGUUUCUUGCCAAAUUCUUUGCUCUUUAAGGUACUGUAAAGAUAAUUCUACUGUGAAAGCAUCAUAUCUUAGCUAGUUCAUUCAUUGUCGGUCAUGAAUGUUGUUUUUCUAAUUAACUCGUACUAACAUCACCGCUUGAGGUGAAACUUUCUUGUGUCUGACUAGCAGGAAUGAAAUUUUUCUUGCAUUGUGGCUGCUGUUCCAAGUUCGUGCUAGUGGCUGUCCUUGGGAGGGAUCCUGUUCCUAACCAAUCACAUAUCAAGGGAGACAGAGACAGUGUGCCUCUCAGCUCCCUGCUCUCACUGCAUGCCUCAGUCCUGCCACAUGGGGACUGACUGACUCACCCAGAGACCCAGGGAGUCUUGGCUUGAUCUGGCAGUGAAAAAGAUGAUGGAGAAAUCUUUAAGUAUCUAUGUCCUUGCUCAGAGGGUCAGCUGCCUGGCCACUUCCUUGAGUCUUGGGGCAGCUUGACCUGUCAGUGAAAAAGAUGAUGUGGAAAUCUCUACUGUCUUGAUCUGUCAGUCAGUCGGUCAAAGAUGACGGGGAAAUCUUCACUAAGUGUCUGUCUCCUUGCUCAGAGGGUCGUUGUGCAGUGAUGGUGUUGAGGCCAAGACCAAGAGGUGUGCGUUAUUUUUAGGUGCAGAAAUUUUUAUUUUGGAUCCUAAUAUAUUGUCAAGUUAUAUCUUCACAUACUACAUUGCUUAUUCAUCUUCCAUUUAUAUAUCUGUUUAUGAGAACCAAAUACUAUUUCACAUAAGCAUUUGUUAUAGUUCUGCCUAAUAUAUAUAUACGUCUUGUAUUUAUGUAUAUAUUGCAUUUGUGUGUGGGUGUGGAUUGUGUAUGUGUGUAUGUGUGUGUUAAUGUGAAUGUGGGAGAGUUUGAGUGGAGAUUGUUAUAAGUGGAUAGUGAGCUUUAUAUGAUUCUUUCUCCACAAGUGUUUUGUUAAUUUCUAGAAAAUAGUCAUUCAUUGAAAGCUAAUACCAUUUGUUUUGUGUUACUGGAAUAUGCAACACAAGGAGUGAAAAGCAGGUGAUAUAUUUUUUGUGAAGCCUUGAAAUUGUGUACACUAAUUGAAAAAUGAUGAGUUUAAUUGAUGACAUUGUGUAUUUAGUGAGGUUUCUGUUUGGCAAGACUUUUAUAUGCAUCUCAGUGAUGUGCAAAUUCAGUACAACAGCAUUCAGUAUUAUCGUUUGUUGGCCUGAGUUUUGCAAGUGCAUGGAAAGAGAACUAAUAGAUGGAAAGUGUGUGUGUGUGUGUGUGUGUGUGUGUGUGUGUGUGUGUGUGUGUGUUGUCUUAAUCUUUAUCUGAUGGUUUGUCCCUGUCUGUGUUGUGUGCCUCUGAGCAAGCAGUCCAGCCAUUUCCUGCCUUUUUGAAACAUUUUGGCAAACAAUCUUCCAGAUGUAUUACUCAUCCUGAGGUGUAGGAGCCUGGACCACUGGGCUAAGACUUGUGUGUGCAUCCCUGUGAGUGCAGUGUAUGAGGGCUGCAAUAAACCAUUUACCUGGGUGGACAGGAAGCAUUGUGGUCGCAGGGUCAGAAAAGCUACUACUACCACUCAUUUGCACGUGAUUCAAGUCUUCACAGAGGUGGCCGUGUUAAGUGAUUCGGUCACAGGGUCAGAAAAGCUAGUACUACCACUCCUUUGCACGUGACUCAAGUCUUCACGGAGGUGGCUGUGUUAAGUGUACGUGAUCCAAAAGGUGUUCUAUCUGCAUGACGGUGUGAAUGUUGUACUAUACUACUGUCUUGGUGUUUACACAGACCUGCAGUGCACAGCCAAGCUAGUCCAGCACACUGAUAGGGCAGGGGGAAUGCACUACCUGUGACCCAAGGCAACCCUAGUUCUGCAUUGUCAUCUCCCUCUUAGAAUUUUAUACUGUUUGUUGUGAGGGUGCAAAGGGAGCCAGUGAGAGUCCUUAUGUUGGUGGUGUUCUCUUGCAUCGCUUGUGUUCUGUCGGCCAAUGUUGUACUGCAAGUUGUCUUAAAGAGUCCACUUGUUUCCUUGGGUGCGUUGUUGCCACCUCAGUGAUUGUGAGGAAAGAAUUGCAGCCCAUACAUGCUUCCCCUGUGGGUGUUUGUUGUCUGUGAAAGGAGCGACACAAGUGAUGGAGAGAUGGCUUGGGAAGGAAAGGAUUCUUGCGUGAGGCGUCUCCUCCACGUCUGUGUGUGCGUGUGUCUGUGUGUCAGCGCUGGUGUUGCCGGUCCCACGUGUGUAUGUGUGCUUUGGGCGAUUGCCUUUUCUAUCUUUGAAUACUGUUAGCUGAAGUUUUUUGGUACAUAUUAUACUGAGGUUUAGAGUCAACACCUGACAUUUGUAGUACAGUUGUGUGUGAAAAAUUUCCAAGCUGGUGUUCACUUUGAUUAGUUAAUUUUUUUUAAUGAUUUCUUGCCACUCUGGUCUAGGAAACAUGAAGUUGCUGCAUUGUAUGGAGCUGUAUUGCAUUGCACACCUUUGGCAACCUGCUUGUAGUUUGUACCUUUGCACUUUUAUGAAGCCAAGUCAGAGCACCUUUGGUUUAGCUGUUAAGUCCCACAGAGGUCAGACCUGUAUGUGAGUCAGCCAGUGUUAGCUCACCAACAAGAUACAAACUUUGACCACCCAGUUUUUGCGGUGGUGUAGAUGUUCACGUGGCCACAGCAUAGGCCUGUAUUCUGAAACGCUUUGCUCUCUCACCACAUUUAUUUCCAGAGGCCACAGAGAUGAUUUGACGGGUUCUUGAGAGUGUUUAUCAUGUUAAUAAUGUAGAAAUGUUGCCAACCUGUCACUAGAACCAUAAAAACACCCUUAAAAACCAAUGUCACUUCAACUAGAACCUUCUGAAUGUAGUGGAGGUGUGGUGCAGAAGUGUUUCAGAAUAUAGUUCAUAGUCCCACAACAACAUUUUUGUAGUCCAGUGUGUGUGUAGGGUAACUCAGCACAAGUAGUGUAGGUCAGGGCUGGCUGUAGAGGGCAUUUCACUGCUCUCGUUGGGCAUUGGGGGGUGGGGAGAGUGAGUCCUUACCACGACAAUCAUGCGACAUCUGAUGCAGUGUGACCUGUUGACCUGUUUCUCUCAUUGGCGUUCACUAUGCACUGGUGUUAGUGAGGCGGUGUCUGUUUGCACACUUGUCACUUGAGAUCCUUCCUCCUGCAGUUUGUUGUUGAUUUGAAGUUUUGUGUUAAUGUUUUCUUUCAUCUCUGUUGCCUCUCCUCUACAGCUGUUGUCUCUUUCCCAACACAUAAGCCUUGUCUUUGAAAAUGUAUCCAGGAGAGAGAGUUGUGUAGCUUAGCAUGGAAAGCAAGAGGUAAUUAGUCCUAGAAUAACCUUAAGACGGAGCUUCCACGAAUCUUUUCCAUGCUAAGGCCGGCAGUGAGUGGAUGAGUGUGAGGGAAGGAACCAGUAGCAAAAAUAAAAACUGGGCAUGGAAAUUAUUAAUGAAUUUAGAAGGCAUUGCAUUCAUUAUUCUGCUGUUUGAUGAGAAACUUUUUAGAGAACUGUUGAGUUCGUUUUUUAGGUAAAUUGGAAAGGUGGUGUAAAAAUUAGAUGUACAAUUGUUAGGAUGGAUAGUAGAAGUAGACAUGCGUUCAGAGCCAGAUGUACAAUCAUGGAAAUGGAUGACACUGUAUAUAUACUGUGAGAAUGAGUGUUGGUCGCUUGUACGAGGUCAGUAAUCCGUUACGUCAGAGGUGCUUUGAAAGGGAAAUUUGUAUGUAGCACUACAGGUGUGGGAGGAAAGUAGAUGACAAAGUAUGCCAGUGAAAUGAAGUGACAUGACAAUCAGCAUCUGAGAGUAUGAGGGAUGUCAGGCAGUCAGUCACCUGCACAUUGCAUCUCAGCGGUUAAUUUUCCGAUAUAAUUAAGCAGAGAAAAAAAAAAAAACAAAUGUGAUGUUUUGCAUUGGUAGUAUUUUGGUCAUAGCAGAAGUGAUGGGGGGAUAAUGGUGGCAUCAGUGUGUUAGUGAAACAACAGCAGGCCAUCAUUCUUGUUGAAUUGGUGACUGCUUGUUUUUGAGGAAUAUUUCAGUUCAGGUUGUGUCCCUUGGCAGAAGUGAUGGGGGUAGUGGAGUAUUUUUACUUAUUUAUUUUUUUUUAUGUAAGAGGGGCACUGGCCAAAAGGUGUCAGGGGUUAACAGAAGAACAAAUACUGUUGAAGUGAUAACUUUUUGUCUGUGUAAUAUGUUUGCAAUAGUCUUGUUUGAAAUUAUGUGAUUUGUAUGUUUUUUUUUUUUUCCAUUUGGUUCUUUUUUUUUACUCAUCCUUUUGUGUUUAGAAAUAUUUGUCAUGCUCAGAAGUGUUGUUGGUGAUGAUUGGUGACUACUGUGGUGAAAUUAUUUGAGGUAGUUCAAAAUUGUGGUAUUUUUACGUGCCAUUCAUUGUAGUUCAUUAAGAUGAAUUUGUUGUAUUGAUUGCUUUGUGGUUUUGUUUAUUGAUCCUUCAGACCACAAGAUUUAUUAUCAUUAUUAUUACUAUUAUUGUGAAUUUUUUGGGUUUCUAUGGAGUGGGGGAAAGAUAGAGUGAGGAAACAAGUAUUACAGAAAAUGCUAGGGUGUGUGAAUAGAGGUAGCCUUGAUGAGUGUUUUGAAGACACAUGGGAAACUGGUAGCCAAGGCUUUGAAAUUGAGAGAAAAAAAAGAGAAUAUUAAAUUGUAUAACUGCUGGUUGUUAUUAAAGAAAGUGAGUUACAUUUUAACCAUGUGGUGUUAAAAAAAUAAAAAUCUGUGGUUGUGUCAGCUUGUAAUGAAGAGGUGUGUUUGUGUGUGCGUGUGUGUGAGGCCGCGUUUUAACCUUUCACUGUUUUCAGAGGGAUUACCCAACUUUGUCAUUGAUGUUAAGGGUCAGGAACAUCACCUAGUACUACCACUACUUCUAAAACGUACUAACUAUUGACUACUGACCACUACUGUAUCAUCUUGGGGGUUACCGUCACUGUACGUCGCUGCUGAGGUUACCUUGUAAGACCCUCGUCCUGCUGAACUAAGAUACAUAUACCCGCUUAAUGGAAGACCGAAGACUACCAUUCAUCUCCCUGCUGAUGUCACAGACGCCAGGUGACGCCAUCCACCUACCAUCCGGGACUGUGUGGGUGGAUGCUGGUGGAUGGUAGUUGCUCGUAGGUGUCUGGGUGUCCGCUGGCCCAAGAGGUGAGGUACCGUACACUACACUACUACCGUGAUUGUUGCUUCGCUCACCGUCAGGCUUCAACAGUGUACUACUAAAUAUCGGUGUUCAUUGGUGUUUUGGGAGUGAGAAGACAAGCAGGGUGCCCAGUGUCUUGUCUGGGAUUACAGUUGAGAAGUGGAGGCUUGAAAUAAAUGACACUAUUUUCUCUUA